Messenger RNA from Neltuma alba, 1302 nucleotides. Its product is annotated as cyclin-C1-2. The coding region runs from base 210 to 971 and encodes 253 amino acids. NCBI's taxonomy places the organism in Eukaryota, Viridiplantae, Streptophyta, Magnoliopsida, Fabales, Fabaceae. Gene Ontology annotation, biological process: regulation of transcription by RNA polymerase II. Gene Ontology annotation, molecular function: cyclin-dependent protein serine/threonine kinase regulator activity. The transcript is spliced from 9 exons. The record is from RefSeq and is a predicted model, not a curated record.
CUGUCUUGAGCUUUCGGAAAAAAUAACCGCCUGAGGCGGGUUUGCUCGAUUGAUUCUGUCUUCUGGUAGCUGUACCUUCUCUCGGUUGAGUAGACGACGGUUUUAUUACACUGCGCCCUUUCUCUCUGUUUUUUGUUUUCCUUUUGAGUGUGGCUGGAUCGGUCUCAGAUUUCGCUGUUCUUGCUGUUUCUAUAAUUUCUGCGGAAGAAAUGGCCACCAAUUUCUGGACAUCAUCUCAUUACAAGCAGCUUGUAGACCAAGAAGAUGUGGAUAUGGUAAACCCACUUGACAAAGAAAAGGGUAUCACACUUGAGGAUUUUAAGCUCAUAAAGAUGCACAUGGCUAAUUAUAUCUCAAAAUUGGCUCAAAGUGUCAAAGUUAGGCAGAGGGUUGUUGCUACUGCAGUUACAUAUAUGAGGCGUGUUUACACCAGAAAGAGUAUGGCUGAAUAUGAUCCACGUCUGGUGGCUCCAACCUGCUUGUACCUGGCAUCAAAAGCAGAGGAAAGCACAGUGCAGGCUAGACUGCUUGUAUUUUACAUUAAAAAAUCAUAUUCUGAUGAUAAGUACAGAUUUGAGAUCAAGGACAUACUUGAAAUGGAAAUGAAGAUUUUAGAGGCGCUUAACUAUUACCUGGUUGUUUUCCACCCGUAUCGUUCAUUGUCUCAGUUGCUCCAGGAUGCGGGGUUGAAUGAUAUCAACAUGACUCAAUUAACAUGGGGACUAGUAAAUGACACCUACAAGAUGGACCUAAUUCUUGUGCAUCCUCCACAUCUGAUCGCUUUAGCAUGCAUAUUCAUUGCUAGUGUCCUCAGGGAGAAAGACACCACUGCUUGGUUUGAAGAGCUUCGUGUCGAUAUGAAUGUAGUGAAAAAUAUAUCGAUGGAGAUUCUUGAUUUCUAUGAAAGCAAUCGAAUGUUCACAGAGGAGCGGAUCAAUGCUGCUCUUAGCAAGCUAGGCUUCAGGUCUUAAAAGCUCUCUUCUGCAGUUAAUAAAUAAAAAUGAAUCAUGGGGGAGGGAAGUUUGAUCCCUGAGCUAGUGAACUUUCUUCAAGGUCAUGUUCUUUACUUUAGAACAUUCUUUGAAUAUGGCCACUAGUCAGCUUAAAAUGAUUAAAUGUGAGGGCGCGGAUUACUGAGUUGUUUUUAACUUGUUGAUAGCCUCUGAAAGAAUAUCAGUGAUCUGUGAUUCAUUUCAUUCAUGCCGAUGAGUGUUGUAAUUUUAUUACAGAAUUAGAUGUGGGAUCUUAUGUAUUGCAUGAAGUUUAAGGAAUGAACACACUUUUUUUAAAAAAAAUAUUAAA